AUGUUUUUCACUGAAGUCCAAUCUUUACACACAUCAAAGAUCUCACACGGGCGAGAAGCCGUAUUCCUGUCCUGA
Molecule: messenger RNA, 75 nt
Organism: Staurois parvus
Lineage: Eukaryota; Metazoa; Chordata; Amphibia; Anura; Ranidae
Source: the annotation of a GenBank genome assembly